Molecule: messenger RNA, 2913 nt
Organism: Anopheles aquasalis
Lineage: Eukaryota; Metazoa; Arthropoda; Insecta; Diptera; Culicidae
Product: cold shock domain-containing protein CG9705
Biological process (GO): regulation of mRNA stability
Cellular component (GO): cytoplasm
Molecular function (GO): mRNA 3'-UTR binding
Source: RefSeq, a predicted model, not a curated record
CUCCGUGUCUGUGCGUGAAUCGUGAGCCUUCGCACGAGGAUCAAUCCCAUUUUUUUAAAGGAGAAAUUACAUCCAGUGCACCCGCAUUGUUAAAUUGAAAGUGUUUCCACAAGAAAAGGUAAAUUCUCCCGCUCCGUGGUAUUGGAUUGGCCCAGUGCAGCUGCCCCGGGUAGCCAUUACUCUGUGAAUCAGCAAAAGUGAUCCGUCGCCCGCAUCGCCCAACCCAAACCGGUCAGCGCGUUGCAACAAGAAAAAAAAAGUGAGAUAAAACCCUGAUCCGUCCAGAUCGCAGUGUGCGUCGUUUUCGAACUUUGAUUCGGAUCGCGUUUGUGUUUUUGGUGCACUCUCCGAUUUUGAGUUCUGAAUUCUCCGUCUUCCGGUUUGAUAUCAACCGAAACUCGUGGCCGCGAAAACAACCAACCAACAGCAGCAACAGCAGCAGCAUGUCUAGCGGAAUUCAGAUUACGGCUGACGAUAAGCCGGCAACCGGCGUCGGUGCUACACCGACAAAGACGCCACCGGUUGGACCACCGCCGGUUUCGAGCAUUCCCUCCAGUCCGUCCCAUCUGCAGCUGCCCUCGCCGAUCAUCACCCGGCGUACCCGAACCGCAUCGACCUCCGACCGCGCCAUGCGUAACCCGAUCGAGGAGGGCAAAGUGAAAUCGUUCAGCAGGAGCAAAGGACACGGAUUCAUCGUACCAUCGGCCGGUGGGGACGACAUAUUUGUACAUAUUUCCGACAUCGAGGGCGAGUAUGUGCCACUGCCAGGCGAUGAGGUCAGCUAUCGGUUGUGCUCGAUUCCGCCCAAGUACGAGAAGGUGCAGGCCAUCCACGUGCAAAUCACGCACCUGACCCCGGAGAAACAUUCACGCUGGGAAACGUGCAUCGGGCCAGACGAUGGCCAUCGGUUGCAUUAGGAGCGGUGGUUAGAGCCGGCGCGCGAUGAGCAACCGCGGCAGCAGCAUCAACAUCAACAUCGGCAGCACCAGCAGCAGCAGCAGCUCGCUACGCCAGAGCGUAUUGAUCCGCGCCGGUGGCCAGACAUUUCGUUCAGUUUUGCGUAGAUAGAACCGGGAGAUACCAGAGCAGAGCCCCCGGACAGCGGCGGCGGCGCAAAUCACACACCAGGAAUGGAAAAUCGGAGGAAGAUUGUACGGAAUGUGGAGUUCAGUAUUUGAGGCAAGUUUUCGAGGCACACGAAGCGGAGUGGAAGCGUUCUGUUUAUUUUCGUGCUCUAGCACUCGCUCACGCUUAAAACAGACCCCGGUACCCGGUGCUACCCGUUACGCCGUAAUCGUAAAUAAUCUUAUUGCAAAUGUCUAGUUAUUGCCACGAGUAGUUCAGCAACAGAGGGUUCACCUUUUGCGAGUGCGUGAUUCGGGGCGUCUCUUUUUCUUAUUUUUAUUUUGCAGUUUCUUUCGCCCUGUUGCUACGCAUAAAUUAGCGAUCGAAAUGACAGCGAAGGGGGGUACCGGUGGUGGGAGGUUAAUGGUUUUUUGCAUAGGCGCUCGACGGGUACGGGUUCAAUGGUUAAGAUUAGGAAGCUAUUUCGCGCAAAUCCCAUGUUGGCCAGAUGUAGGGCUCCAAAGCUGAGAAUGAAAUCAGAACCCAGCUUUCCGCCUUCAUUGAACCAUCUACGCGUAAGAGCCAUUUCAUUAUAGUCCGAGUUAGGCCUGAAUUCGUUGUUCGUUUGUUCUUUGUAUUUGAAGUGAGCGAUUCAGUCUGGGGCAAGUUAAACGAACAGAGUUAGACCAUACGUACAACGAAACUAAGAUGCGAGAAGCAAAGCAGAGCAACUAUUGAUCAGUAACGAUCGUUUGGUAAAGUAGCAGAUACGACGAGUGCCACAAACUCACUCCACAAAUCAUCAUCGCCACCUUCUCUUUCCCUUUCUAACUCUCUCACUCUUCGCCUUCCUAUCCAUUCUUCUAUUGAUCUGUCUAUAAGUAUCGAGCAGGAACAACAGAGAUGCACAAUACAAUGCUCCUUUUUGUAAUAUUCCAACUGGCAACAUUAAGGUACGAGAUCGAGCUUUGUUCGAUAGGUCGUACGAUAAAGCCCAAUUCCCAAUGGUAGCGCUAGCUAUUGGCACCCUUAAACGGUUACGGUGUGUAAGGUCCAGGGAUCACGAUGUUCGAGAUGAUGAGAUAAGAUUGGUGUGCCUAUAUUUGUACGAAUUUUCGAGCCAUUUUGCACCGUUCGGUUCAACGAACGACGUGUUUCCGGUGGACAAGGCAAGGCAGAGGAGUUUGCAAAGGAUAAGAAACAUAAUUUUCGGUUUUAGAACAACAUACUAAAGAGAGGCACGGUCGAAUAUGAAAGGGAGCUUGCGAACGCAGGGGUAAGAGGGCCACAGGUAGCUUAUAGUCCCUUUUGCAUAGGAACCGAAGGAAGCAAACAGCGAACCGGUAAUGAAAAGUUGCUGUUGUCACGUUUUAGUAAAUUAAUAUUCGUAAUAAUAGCACUAACCCUUACUCGGAAAUGGUGGCAAGCGGACAGACAGUUGUUGCCUGUCAUGCGCCAUCAUACAGGUGAAUCACGUGACCGCGCAUGCCAGGAAUGAGAACACACAAAACAUGUAAUCCCGAGCCACGAAAAAGCGUUACUUGAAUGUUUAAUCCAACACCAGUAUACCCCAUAACUAUGGCUGAUCCCAGAGCGAGUUCCUUCACGAUUCCUUGCUUGCAAUGAGCCAAACCAGGGUCAAAGAGAGAGAGAGAGAGAUGUGUGUCUUUGUGUCUGAUGGUGUCGGUGCGUGUCUGUCCAUUGGGAAAAAGCCGGUCCAAACCAACCCAUUCUCCGUUUCUCUCGAACCAGUCCUCAGUUGUGCAUUCCGUUGUUUCGUAUUAUCAGUGGUUGAUGGUUAAGCGUAGCGCACAAUAGUUGAAAGUAAUAAAGAGAGAGAGAGAGAGA